GCGAUGGUGAAAGCGCUGCAACGAUCUCGGCAACGAUUUUCCAGAUCAAAACAAAAUAAAUAAAAAUUUUGCUGUUUACAUCCGAAUUUUCUUCAGUCGUAAUUUUUCACAAAAUUUAAUUUCGUGGAAUCAAGCAUUGGACUUCGAAAUGAAUAGAACCACCUUUUGCCGCACCUGUGGCCGGGGUGGUUUGGUCUACAGCGUUCCAUUGGUCCAUCAAUCGGAAGUAACAGGCCAAACUGUGCUGCACAUGCUAGAGUAUGGAGUGGGACUGAAGCUUAUCGACGAUGGGGUAUUCCCGCCGCAAAUUUGUCGGCUCUGUUACGGACAGAUCGUGGCGACCUACGAGCUGAAGCAGACGAGCAUAGAAUCUCAGACAUGCUUUCUGCAGUGGUUUCCAUCGGAAACGUUGGUCGGUGUUGCCGAAAACUUGCCUCCGGAUGAAACAGAAAUGAGAAAAGAGAAGAUUGUCCAGGCCGAAGAAUCUGCUCCGCCGGUUGAUGUCCCACCGAGACCGGAAGUUGAAAGUCCCAUGGUCGACUGUUCAAUCCCAAAGGAUGUCGUAUUUACGGAUAAUGAAGUUCAGGAAGCCCUUAUAUCUGGAAUUGCAGCUGAAAUCGCACGACGGGCGAAAAAGGCACAAAGAGCUUAUGAGUGCAAAUACUGCGAUUUUGACACGUUCGAUAAAUUGGAAUACAUUGCCCAUUACAGCGUACACCCGGAAGCUAUAUGCUGCGAGUGCGGGUUUGUCACCAACAGGAAGUUUUCGCUUCGGCGGCACCUGGCGAAUUUUCGAUGCAAUGAGUCUGAUCGUUUUUUGAGUCCCCGGGUUCGUUUCAAACGAACACGUACCGAUCGUGCAGUGGGUUUAGAAUCAAACAACACAUUUGUCGAUGAAGCCCUUGAGCAAGUGCGAGAAUGUUUACAACCUGAAGAGCAUACCCAAGAACUUUCUAAUCUAGAGAGGCCCAACAUAGAACCAGAAAAAUUGUCUUUGGUUGCAUCCGAACUGGUUAUUGAGUCUGUUAAAAUAGAACCUGAGGACGCUUCGAUUACCCAGAGCAUUCCUAAGCUCAACCAGCAAUUACCAACGCUUGAACAUGACGAAGAUAGUAUGGAGCCCCAUAUGUACGACAGUACAGAGCUAGACGGAAAGAUCUAUAUAUGUCAAUACUGUCCUUUUGCUACGCUUCUCCGAAAUGAUUACUUGCUCCACUUCGAGGACCAUCCGCGAGUUCUACGAUGUGUUUGCGGGUUCUUGACCGACAGAGCGUAUACUCUGCGGCGGCAUGUAGAAAAAACAGGUUGUGACCAUUCUAAAUACUCCCACAGUGGUAAGAUUUAUAAGUGUCAGUACUGUUCAUACAUAUCGACCAGUAAGAGCCACUAUGUGCGGCACUGGAGAACCCAUCCGAAGAACCUCCGUUGCCUUUGUGGGUUCACAACUGACCGUAAAUUUUCCCUGAGGCGGCAUUUGAAAACUGCAAAAUGUGAGGAGAUCUACGGUAAAAAGGUGGACUGGGAUGAUUUUAAUAAGCGUCGAACACCCGCGUAUGUCAAAAAUAAUAAACCGUUUCAAUUAGUGUGGCUUGGCGAGGGUAACCCUGAGCUUGCAGAAGAAGAACCCAGCGAUAACAACACAACAAAUGGGUACAAAUGUUCCUACUGCGCGCACAUCUCGAAGGACCGUCGGGAGUACUUGUCCCAUAGUAGAACGCAUCCGAAAAACUUCCAGUGCCUUUGUGGAUUUGAGACAGACAGAAGGUUCACCUUCCAGCGGCAUCUGCUCAAAUGGGGCUGUGAGAAGGCUUAUGGAAAGAGGAUGGAUUUAGGACCGAGAGUUUCUCGGAAAGCCAGGAAGAAAGCAGUACACACCAAAGCACAAUUGGACUCGGCACUUGAAGCAGUGAGUUCAGAAUCAGGAGCAACGCCUUUCGAAGGAGAUAUAAAGCUUGAGGAAGAAUGUUUGUUACCAGAAGGUAAUACAACGGAGCCUGCAGUUCAUUAUGCUGCUGACACUGAAGGGGAAGAUUUACCGUUAAGUGAUUCAGACAUUAUUAUUGAAGCUGUUAAAAUUGAACCUGAGGACGCUUCGAUUUUCGAAGAUAUUUCAAAGCUCAGCGAGGAAUAUUCAACUCCAGAGAUUCAUACGGAACUCAUAAGUGAAGACAAUACUCAGAAGACACAAAAGAUCUUCACAUGCACGUACUGUCCCUUCACUACGGUAGUUCAAACGGAUUACAUGUUGCACUACAGAGGCCAUCCGAGAGUUCUACGCUGUGUUUGUGGGUUCAUGACCGACAAACAGUUCACUUUACAGCGACACGUAGCCAUUUCGGGCUGUAACAGGACUGUAAACGAUGAGCUUGGCCGUCCAAGAUCCUCUCGACAUUGGAAACUCUUUAAGUGCCGGUACUGUUCGUACAGUUCGACCAGUCGGGCAGACUACGUGAUGCAUUGGAAAUGCCAUCCUAAGGUUCUUCGUUGCCUUUGUGGGUUCACAACCGACCGUAAAUUUUCCUUGGUACGGCAUCUGGGAGUAGUAAAAUGCGAAACGACCUACGGUAAAAAGGUGGACUGGGAGGCUUACCAGCGAGGAGCACGCGGAUGGCUCAGAAAUCGAACGCCGUUUGAUAUUUCUUGGAUCAACGUGGAAAACCAUGAGAUUGCCAUUGCCCCAGAGCAACCUCAAGCAGCACCGCAAAAUAAAAUCUUCAAGUGUACUCUCUGUUCAUACACAACAACCAAUCGUCAAAAGCAUCGGUCCCAUUACAGAACACAUCCCAUGAAUUAUCAUUGUUUUUGCGGCUUUUCGACCGACAGAAAAUUCAGCCUCCAGAGGCAUCUGCGCAAGAAGCGUUGCGAGGAGAUUUAUGGAAAAAGAUUUGAUUUUGAGCAGAUACCGUCUAGGAAACGCAGGGCGAAAGAUUUUAUCAACCUAGACAGCACCGAAUCUACGAGUUCGAAACAGAUCGAAGAGUCGGCUAUCGCAUCGAAUUCUGCAGACAUACCAACAGGAUCGACUGCAGCAGUAGUCGGUGAGGAAACUGUUAAUCUUGAGGAAUCAAUCAGCCAAGAAGUCUCGACAAAACUAGAACAUCAUGAAGAAGGUCAAGAAGAUUCCAUGAAUGUUGAUCUAAACGACUAACCAAUCAAAUAUUCACGAGUUUAGCGUACUCAUCGCUUAAAUACUACUGGGGAGUGUUAUGGCUUAUUCCGGAGUUUAACUUAAUGAAUAAAACCGAAUUUAAUCCUCAACCGCGAA
Aedes albopictus (Asian tiger mosquito) is the source of this 3265-nucleotide messenger RNA. RefSeq lists its product as uncharacterized. Gene Ontology annotation, molecular function: zinc ion binding. Gene Ontology annotation, biological process: positive regulation of transcription by RNA polymerase II. The transcript is spliced from 8 exons. Gene Ontology annotation, cellular component: nucleus. Lineage: Eukaryota; Metazoa; Arthropoda; Insecta; Diptera; Culicidae. The coding region runs from base 149 to 3148 and encodes 999 amino acids. The record is from RefSeq and is a predicted model, not a curated record.